AUGGGGGUGGGAGAUGGAGGUCGGAGUUAUGCGGGUGCCGUGGGUUGCAGGGGUGGGGGUGGGGGUGGAGGUGUGAGUGGUGUGGGUGUCGUGGAUUUCGGGGUUGGCGGUGAAGGUGCGGAGUGGGGUGUUGGGAGGUGUGGAGCUAGGGCUGGGGGUAGCAGCGUGAGUGGUGGGGGUGGGGUGGGGGGUGGAGGUGUGAUUGGUGUGGCUAUCGUGUAUUACGGGGGUGGCGGUGAAGGUGCGGAGUGGGGGUGGGGAGGUGUGGAGCUUGGGCUGGGGGUGACGGCGCGGGUUGGGGUAGGGGGACUGGGGAUGUGGGGUGGUGUAGAAAGUUGGGGGAGUGGCUGUGUUUGGCAGUGGGGGUUGGAGACUGGGGAUGGGGGUGGCGGUGAGGGUGGGUGGGGACGUGGGUUGGGGGGUGGCGGUGAAGGUGCGGGGUGGGGGACUGGAGAUGGGGUGGCAGUGAAGGUAGGGGGAGUGGUUGGGUUUGGCAGUGAGGGUUGGAGACUGGGGAUGGGGGAUGGCGGUGAGGGUGGAGGGAGAGUGGGGAGGGGUGGAGCUAGGGCAGGGCGUCGCAGCGUGGGUUGGGGUGCGGCUGGUGGGGGUGGGGGACUGGGGAUGGCUGGGGCGGUGAAGGUAGGGGGAGUGGCUGAGUUUGGCGGUGGGGGUUAG
Molecule: messenger RNA, 675 nt
Organism: Arachis stenosperma
Lineage: Eukaryota; Viridiplantae; Streptophyta; Magnoliopsida; Fabales; Fabaceae
Exons: 2
Coding region: 1-675 (224 amino acids)
Source: RefSeq, a predicted model, not a curated record